Molecule: messenger RNA, 921 nt
Organism: Aspergillus viridinutans
Lineage: Eukaryota; Fungi; Ascomycota; Eurotiomycetes; Eurotiales; Aspergillaceae
Exons: 1
Coding region: 1-921 (306 amino acids)
Source: RefSeq, a predicted model, not a curated record
AUGACCUCUCUUUACAAUGGAGACAGUGAUUACCUCUCCUCCUCCAUCCCAGCCAACACGACCCAGGAUGGAACCAUGGUGUCGUCGUCCGAAUUGGCCCUUACAAGCAUCUAUCCUCCCACAGACUUCACUGGGUUCGAAGCUUUGAAGGACGCGGUCACCGCAAAGGCCGCAAGCCUAGGACGAGGUGGCCACCAUCAGUAUCAAUAUAUCUCGUUGAAGAAUGUGCGCCGCAGAGACUUUGACCUAAUCGAGGCCAACCGCCAGGAGCUCGGCAGUGUUGUCCGGCUGACAUACUUUCCAGACAUUGAAACUCUUAUCGUUAAAGUCCCCUCUCGUGAGCAUGAAAUUGCUCACACAAACAUUGGCCAGUACAUCACCAGAAAAGUUGAUCGCAUGAAUAUUCCAUUUGUUGAGUUCCUGGCUCUAGGGGCUACAAAGCACACCGGACCUACAAGUUCCAGCAAGGAAUGCGAUUCCUCAUGGACCAAUACUGUGCUCAGACCUAGAGGGUGGCCAUACAUGGUCAUCGAAGCUGGCGUAUCUGAGUCGAUGCCCAGGUUGCGGGCGGACGCAGCCUGGUGGUUCGUGAACUCGAAUGGAGCUGUCAAGGUUGUUCUGCUCAUCAGGGUCGACGCGCAGCGAAAGAUGCUCACUAUCGAAAAAUACGAUCGGACCCGCGGCCCGGCGACUCGAUCGAACCCCCAAGGCCCGUGGAGACCCCGAAAACUUACAACAGUUACCAUCAAUCAACAAGUCAACCCUGCAACUAUACAAGUUGACGGAAGGAAUGCCACACCUCGUCCUCUCACCCUAGAGUUCGAGCUCGUGUUUGGCCGCCCCCCUAACCCUCCCCUUGAAAGAGACAUCACGUUCACAAACACCGAGCUCCUAGAAUGGUCUCGGUUAGUCUUCCUUUAA